GAUAAGGUAAGCGGUAGCAGGCCCACCCGUCAACGCAACGAAUGAUGCCUCCUCUCCCACUCCUCAUCCGACGUCCAACCCAUCCAAGAAACUAGUAUAGCUUGCAUGAAAGAUCGCCAACCCUUCACACCCCUCAUCCUCAGGAAAAUCAUCCGAACGGCUUCAUCUGCUCUGCCACGUGGCCAGCAUACUUUCUCCCUCCCUCUCUCCAAGAUCAGUCCACACGACCAACCCCUACCCAAGAUUCCCGCGCCUACAUUGCAUGAGUAUCUCAUCCAAACACAUCCCUCCCCCCAAAAAAAAUCCAUCUCACCGUAUCUUCAACAACAUGGCGAUCGCGGCUGUCGGUCAAAUCUGUUCCACGGCCUCUCUGUCCCACAACCUAGAGCAGUGCGUGAGGCUCGUCGCCAAGGCUGCUGUCGGUGGUGCCAAAGUCCUCUUCCUCCCCGAAGCCGCAGAUUACAUCGCCUCAAGCCCGCAAGAAUCCCUCUCCCUAGCCCAACCGCAGUCUCAGUCCCCCUUCGUCCUCGGCCUCCAGGAAGCAGCAAAGACCCACUCCGUCGCCGUGAACGUCGGCAUCCACGUCCCCGCAUCAGACGCCCAGAAGCCGGCCGUAGACGCCGCCACCACCACCACCACCACCACUCCAAAGCUCCUCAACCGUAGCCUCUGGAUCAACGCAGACGGCACCAUAUUCCAAGCCGCGACCUACGACAAGCUCCACCUCUUCGACUACGGCGCCCUCCGAGAAAGCGCGACAGUCCAAGCCGGCCCCUCCCUCACGGCCCCGUUCCCCACCCCGGUCGGCCGCGCCGGCAGCCUCAUCUGCUUCGACCUCCGCUUCCCCGAACCGGCCCUCGCCCUGACGCACCCGGGACCCAAGAGCCCCUUUCUCCCCGACAACAACGGCGGCCACGGCCCCGCCCAGAUCCUCCUCUACCCCUCCGCCUUCACCAUCCGGACGGGCCAGGCGCACUGGGAGACCCUCCUCCGGGCCCGCGCCAUCGAGACGCAGAGCUGGGUCGUCGCCGCGGCCCAGGUGGGCGCGCACAACCCGAAGCGGAGCAGCUACGGGCACAGCAUGGUCGUCGACCCCUGGGGCCGGGUCAAGCUGGAGCUGGGCGGCGUGGACGCCGAUGGCAGGGCCGAGGAGGGCGCCGAGGGGGCCAUUGGCUUUGUCGAUGUGGAUUUGGACGAGUGGGCUAAAGUCAGGGAGGGUAUGCCGUUGGCCAGACGGACCGAUGUGUACCCUGAAUUCUGAAGGUCCUCCUUGGGGGUGGGCGUGUGAGCUGUCACAUUCCCGGAAAGCAGGGUCAAAGCUGGGAUCGCAGGUGUAUCCGUAGAGUUACUCGUGCUCCGUACGUACGGAGUACGCAGUACAGAUAAAGGUAUUACAGUACAGACCGGUAUGGAGAGGGCCGCGGGUCUCGGGAGAAGGGAGGGGGAGUCUAGCAAGCCUCGCCGCCGGGGAGAGGCGGGAGGGAGAGAAAAAGAAGCACGGGUAACCGGUACGGGCGAGACGAGACGAGCCCUGAGUCCCCGACUGUCGGUAACACCGCGGUGCAGGUCCUUGAGGGCUUGAGGCUCUUUGUGGGAAGGGAAUGCUGCAGGGAUGAGCGUCCCAACCACUCGGCGCGUCUGUGGAUAUUCUAGAAGCGUAGCCGCAAUGUUCCAUAGAUUGGGGGCGCCGCCGGUCGAAAUGAUCAAUGGAGAUUAGUGUGUGGAAAAAUUCAAAAAAGAGGUCCUGCG
This is a messenger RNA of Colletotrichum scovillei, 1749 nucleotides long. Its product is annotated as carbon-nitrogen hydrolase. The coding region runs from base 263 to 1261 and encodes 332 amino acids. The record is from RefSeq and is a predicted model, not a curated record. Gene Ontology annotation, molecular function: hydrolase activity, acting on carbon-nitrogen (but not peptide) bonds, in linear amides. Lineage: Eukaryota; Fungi; Ascomycota; Sordariomycetes; Glomerellales; Glomerellaceae. The transcript has 4 exons.